Molecule: messenger RNA, 453 nt
Organism: Adineta steineri
Lineage: Eukaryota; Metazoa; Rotifera; Eurotatoria; Adinetida; Adinetidae
Source: the annotation of a GenBank genome assembly
AUGAAAUUAAUUAAAAAUGAAAAAAUUCUUCUUGUUACUUCUGAUUUAUAUAUUCCACAAAUUUUAUCUCAUGUUGAUAUAUUUCAUGAAGUUAAUUUUAUUUAUAUAUAUUAUUCAAAUAAGGAUCAAUAUAAAUAUAUAUUUCAUGAAAGUUUAAAUAUAGUUGGUAUUUAUGAUAAAAUUCCUUUAUUAAUUUUAUCAAUCCAAGAACAAAUUAUUUCAAUAAAUAAACAAUUUUAUCAAUGGACUUUUUUUAAUGAAGAAAAUUAUUUGAAAAGAGAUUUAUCAAAACAAGCCAAUGAUUUUCUAUGGAUUCAUUUAUUUCAUCGUGUUAUUACACAACUUCCACGUAAUAAACAAGCUAAACAACAACUGAUAGACUAUGUUCGUCUUUAUUUGGAAGAAAACUUCGAAGAAGAAUAUCAAUCAAAUGAUACUAUUUAUUGUUAUUGA